Molecule: messenger RNA, 4932 nt
Organism: Betta splendens (Siamese fighting fish)
Lineage: Eukaryota; Metazoa; Chordata; Actinopteri; Anabantiformes; Osphronemidae
Product: AP-4 complex accessory subunit RUSC2
Cellular component (GO): cytoplasmic vesicle
Source: RefSeq, a predicted model, not a curated record
UGUGACGUAACACCUCUGCCAGCUUGAGCCUCGCAGAAGCGGCGGCGCGGGGGACCACGGACGGCGUCCGACGCCCGGCACCGAGCGCUCGCGCGUUUUCCUCUAAUGUUUGCUUGCUUCAAGCCAAAGUCGAAGGAGGAGCGGAUGCGCCUCUGCGUCUUCAGGAUUCAGUUUUAGGACGAUGCCCCGGCUGUGUUUAGCAUGAUCGCAGCGUCGGGUCUGUCGGGGGACACCCUGGUAGCGUGCCGCUUCCCCGUGGUGCAGCUUCCCACGUGGCAGCUCCCCGUCCAGGCCCUGUGCAGCGCCGCCAAGAGGCCCGGCCGCCUGUGCCCGGCGGGCCUGACCCGCGCCGUGUCCCUCCCGGAGCGGGACUCGCUCAGCCGGGAGCACGCCUUCGCCGGCGGCAGGCGGCCCGUGUGGAGCAGCUACAGCAGCCUCAACGAGGAGCGGGCGGAGGAGGAGGGCGCCAGCGACAGCAGCGGCCGCUACGACUCCACCUCGUCCCCGGAGGAGGCGGCGUCUCGCCCGAGGCGUGAGGCCGGGGAGAGCUCUGAAGCCCGGGGCGCUCUGAGACUACACAACUCAUUCCUUCCCAACGUGGAGCUGGAUGAAGACGAGGAAGAUGAAGAUGGCGAUGGAGAUAACCUGCACAGGUACUACGAGGACUCGUCGUUUGUAUUGCACGGGAAUUCCAACUGGCCGCUGUGCGGGGACGUGGACGGCGGAUGGGGCCCUGAAGGCAUCGCGUGGGGCGGCGAGAGGGAGCGGCGCUGGCUCGGCGAGCAGCCCGACCCGCCGGACCCACCGCAGCGCUGCCGUGGAGACCAGGCCUCAGACGCCCUCAAGGACACACGCGGGUGCUCCCCGGAGCUGCUCAACGGUCACGCCGACUACGUCAGCGACUCCUCCUGCAACAGCUCGGACGGCGUCCUGGUCAACUUCUGCGCCAUGUACAACCGGAGCAACAACCCGGCCACGCCCCUCGACCUCAGCGGCCCAGCCCUUCACCCCGGCUCGCCCGAAGGGUCCGUGUUCCUCAACCUGCGCCCGGUGCCCCGAUCCCCGGUCGCGGACCAGGCCCCCCGCUGGUCCCCGCGGGGCCUGGACUCCAACUGCAACCUCUGCUCCCUGGAGCCGCCGAGCCCCGGACUCUCCUCCCUGGAGGCGUCCGACCUGAACGCCUGCCUCCGAGGCCCGGCCUCGCUGGCGAUGGGCACCAACCAGAAGUACUACAAGCUGGUGACCUGCGACCUGUCCUCCCAGUCCCCCAGCCCGGCCUGGUCCAGCCUCAGCAGCGGCGCCGAAGGUCCGAGCAGAUGCAACGAGCAUCGCAAGUCGUUGGGACGACACAAGGAGUCCAAUCAGGACAGGGCGGAUCAACAGGAGGACCAGACGCUCUCGAACUGCUCCUCCUUUCAGCUGAUUGAUCACCAGGUUCCCGGCUGCAGGAAGGAACCCUCAGACCACAUGCGGGAGCUCCAGUGUAGCCCACAGAACCCAGGAGCAUCCGCAUCCACAGCGACUGUGAACCUGCGUGAGGGCGAGGAGACGAGGAACGGUGCCGUCGUCCGUCACCCUCCCUAAGGCGCCUGUUCCUCGGGGGACGAGUCCAUGCGCCGCAGCAGGGCCCAGAGACCCACCUCCCUGCCCAUCCAGCCCUUCGUUCUGGUUCCGGCCGGCGAGCCCCGGGCCCAGCGGCUGGGCGGUCUGCUGGAGCAGUACAUGAGCCAGAAGAGCGGCUCCGAGUCGGGCCUGAAGUUCAGGGACAAAAGCAGCCGCCGCGCGUCCGACCCGCAGCCGUCGCCGGGCGGCGCCCGCUGCCCCGUCCUCCUGGAGGCUCCUUCCAGCUCCGACUCCUGCUCCACCUGCACCCCCAGUCCCUCGGAGUACCUCGUCGGCACGUGGACCCAAUCAGUCCGGGGCCAAGGGCACACGACCCAGUGGACGUCCAGAACCAGCCCGUUCUCAGGGAAAAGGGACCGUUUUUUACACGUCCCCUCCGACCUUUCUAAAACCCCCACCUACCAGGACCUUCUGGUGGAGCGGAGCCACAGCAUCACUACUCAGCCCCAGACCUACACUUAUGACCCCGUGUUCUCCCAUACGCCGCCCACUUUGCCCCUCACCGCUGAAGCCCAUUACCCGAACCUGCAGGUCUGCUUUCCUCCUACGUCCUCACAGCCCGAGGCCAGGUUCACCGACUGCGGCUUUUCCCACAGUCCAUUCACAGCCGCGCUCUCCUCGGCGCCCCCCCUCUCCUCCUUGAGCUCCCUGCUCUCCUCGGCAGCUCCCGGGCCGCAUCCGCCGCGCACCCAGGACUCCGCCGAGCCCCGCGGGGGGCGGAGUCAACGCGGCCAGCGCCUGAUGCCCAGCGACGGGCCGCCCGCCGACUUCUGCCUGUCGCCCGACGCAUCCUAUGAGUCCAUGUCUAUCAGCCACCUCCAGAGAAGAGGUUUGCUCCGGUCUGUGAGCAGAGCUGUGGAUUUGGUCAUGGCACAUUUUGGCAGCAGUAGAGACCCCGAGGAGAAGAUGCGUCUGGGCAACAGCUCCUGGAGCCCCACCAUCGCGGGUUUGGUGUUGGAACAUCUGUGCCCAGCCAUCCAGAAUAUUUUAGAGGACGGGCUGAGGGAUCACAAGCUGGACCUGAUCAUCGGGCAGCGCCGUAACCACUCCUGGAGCGUGGUGGAGGUCUCUACCAGGAUCGGUCCGUCCACCCGGGUUCUUCACAGCCUGGUGUCCAAAGUGAGACAGUGCCCCCAGCUCACCACCCACUGCAUGAGGCUGAGAGCCUUCGUCAUGGGGCUGCUCAACUUGAGAGCUUUAGAAUUCUGGCUCAGCCACCUUCAGGGUCAGGAGGAUGUGGUGAGCGCCUACUACCACUCGUGGGGCUUCCUGUCCAUGUCCCUGGGUCGGUGCCGGCCCAUGUUUCAGGAGCUGCUCCUGCUGCUGCAGCCGCUCUCCGUGUUGCCCUUUGACCUCAACCUGCUGCUGGAGCCCCGACUGCUGCGCGGCCGCCGGCUUCGUCCCGAGGCGCUCGGCGUCUCCCCACCGCCGCCGCCGCCGCCGCCGCCGUGCUCCGCCCUGCUGGCCACCAGCUGGCCGCUGCUGCAGGCCGACAGCCAGAGGGGUCCGCGGGGGGCGGGUUUGCAGCAGAUGGGCCUGCAGUGCUGGGAAACCCUCAGUCCUCUGAAUUCAAAUUGCAUCAAACAGCGCCGCGGGGGCGCGCGGGCCCACAGGAGCCCGUGUCCGUCCACUGUCCCAGAGUGGCGGCCAGCGCAGGAUCCCUUCGUAGAAGGGGCGGAGAACUGUAAUCAAGUGUAUGCAGGUGAUUGGUCUCAAAUAAGCAUGGAGAGCCGAUGGGAGGAGAGGGGGGGCUUCGAGGCGUCUCCGGUCCAGGCAGCGAGCCCGCAUCAGGGCGCACUGCGCUGGGCCAAGCUGUUCGGGGCCACCGACGGCUCCACCCGAGCAGAGGCAGCUUCUCAGAACCACGCCAGGGCCCAAACCAGGAGGCGCCCGUCACAGUGGCUUCAUCUGGACCGAUCGCAGCUCGGACAGCUGGCUCAGUCCAUCAGGACCAUGAAGCUAGCAGCGCAGAUGGACAAACGCAAGCACUACUAAAAUGACGCCCCACGGUGGGAGGACUGGUACUGGUUUUAAAAAGGCAUCAAAGUACAGAGAGGCUAAAGAACUGGUCAGAGGUGAUUUGAAGUCCUGUAGCAAAAAGGCCUCAAGUCUCCGUUUUCACAGUCGUUUCCGCUAAUCUCAUCUCUGAGUCAUACUGAAAAUACCUGCUCAUGGUGAUCGUGUCCAUCCAUCCAAACAAGGCAGUUGUUCUCGACACAUUCAUGAGGUUCACUUUAAAUCUGUACUGAACAGCAUUUUGCCAAAGUGCCACGUCGCAUACAGGAAGUAGCUCCUGGUCUCUAAACAGAGACUUUGGCUUUUAUUUCCAUUGUUUUCAUUUUAACGUGAACUUGAAUGAAUGUGAUCACGCGACACCGACCAGCUUCCACAUCUGAUCCUGAUCCUAAAUAUCAACGAGGUCAACGCUCAGCUCUGCAGUGAGACUGUGAAAUAACCAUAAGUUGGUGCUCCUACUUCCUGUUACUCUCCUUGCAUUCUCUUCAUUCUCUGUUGUAAAUGGUCGGACGUGCGUGUGCUGCCAAAUGAUCCGUGAAUCAUAAAUAACUGGCGGUUUUUCCGUAGCACUGCUUUUCAUCUCAGUAAUAGUUGAAAAAAGGUCAAACAGUGACGUCUUAGUGUCACAUUUGUCUCACUAGCCUGUAGUGCAGUGUUUUUAUUUUCAGUAAUCCCCAGCAUGGACGAACUGUAGGUGCAUGAGUCUACAAACUCUAGUCUCCACUACAUCUUGUUGCUUGCUUUAAUAGUUGUGAAGUUGGGUUUUAACGACCUUUUAACACUGGAAGUUAAAGAUUGUGGCUCUAAUUUGUGAGUUUUAUUCAUGUGGAGCAGCUCGCAUUAAUCAGCACCGAUGAACUGAACAUCAGAACAAAAUACACAGCUAUUAGAUCACCAGCUAAUCUGCAUCUAUACAUGACAGAUUAUAACAUAAGGCCUUUUGUAAAACAGUAAUCGAAAAACUGCUGAAGCGUUUUGUUCUUGCAGUUUAUUUGUAAGAAUCUAAAUUUGUCUCUGCUGUAGGGUUCUCACUAGUGCAUCACGUCUUCCAGUGAAGCUGCACAAACGUGUAGACGCCUUGUGGCUGUUUCAGGUAUUUCAACGUGUCUGGUAUAUUUUGAUAGCGUGGUAGUUUGAUAGGAAGGAAGCAUUUGUGUUUUUGUUUUUUUUUAAAUACUGCAAUAAUAUAAAAUGUAAAACGAUUCUUUCCUUUAUCAUUGUGUUGAUGUCGGAAUGCUUCCUCUGAUGCCCGGUGACAAUCAAGGUGUGUGAAUAAAAACACGUUUACCUGUC